AUGGCGCCGACGGUGGGUUUGUUCGCUGCUGCCAUCGUUGCUGGACAAGUGCUCGGUGCACUCGGAGCGUCCUCGAGCACACGCAACUCGACGAUAGACUGGUUUUCUUGUGGCCAGUUCGACCCUCAGCUCAGCGCUGGCGACGCCCAGAACAUUACAUGUGGCUACUAUGAAGUACCCCUUGACUACGCCGACGACUCCGUGGGCACUGCGAAGUUGGCCGUGGUCAAAUACCCUGCAACGGGGGAACGUUUCGGUACCCUCUUCGUCAAUCCUGGUGGCCCGGGAGGCUCCGGCGUCGCGUACGUAUUUGCAUAUGGGGCGAACCUCAGUGCCAUCACGGGUGGCAACUACGAUAUCGUCUCUUGGGAUCCGCGAGGGUCCGACGGAUUUACGGAGCCUGGCCCGCCUGCUUGCUUCGACAGCGCCGCCGACUACUACGCGUACUACAACGGCACCCUCCAGGUGACUGGGAUCGAGAUCAAGGGCAAUCUCAGCGACGAUGGCCAAGUCGCUGACUUUUACUCGCACGUCGACGAAAUGGAGGCCAAGCUCAUAGGCGAAGGGCAGCUUUGCGCCGCCAACAAGAACGGAGACAAACUUCAAUACAUUGGAACGGCGGCCACAGCUCGUGACAUCGUAUCUCUCGCGGACUACUUCGAGCCCGGCGUGCAAGAGAUCAAUUACUGGGGCAUCUCGUACGGGACGAUGCUGGGAAUCACCUUCGUCAACAGUAAGGUUCUCAAGUCCCCGUUCUGUUUCCCGAACGCGUUGGACGUGUCGUCCUGGAUGGCUGCAUGGACCCUGUUCUGUACAUGGUAUUACCCCAACGGCCUGGCAUCGAGCGAGGCGACCUUCGCUGGUUUCGCCGCCGGCUGUGCCAUGGCCGGAAAGGCAGGUUGCCCGCUUGUGCAGAGCGACAACGACACGGCGGCGGAUGUCGAGAAGCACUUCCAUGACCUGCUUGACCUCGCUCAUAACCUGACCGUCUCUGGCGCCGACAUGAGCGCGGUGCCUACGUCCGCCGAAGCUCGCGCCGACCUCUACAGCAUCAUGUGGUUCACCCAACUAUGGCACUCGGCUGCCAGCCUCAUUAACGACUGGGGUACCGCGCUCGAGGCGCUCGCUGCCAACCAGAGCGUCCCAGCCGAGAUUGCCGCAGAGCUCUCGGUAUUCAAGACAAACUUCAGCGCGGUACCCUCGUAUGCGGAGCAGGCGAUCUACUGCAGCGACGUCGUCGAUGCGGGCAACAUGACGAUGCGCGGCGGCUUUGAUACCAUCGUGUCGACGUCGGAGAACGUGUCGCCUUUGUUCGGGCCGCGGUGGGGUGAUGCUGGCAAUGCGUGCUUUGCCUGGCCAGCGCGUGCGGUCGAGCGCUAUACGGGUCCUUGGGAUAAGAAACUCAAGAACAAGAUUCUCAUCAUUGGGAACACGGCCGACCCGAUCACUCCUUUCGAGAACGCGCAGCUCAUGACCCAGUUGCUCGGCGACAGCGCUGUUCUUGUGAAGCAGGAUGGGUUCGGACAUACGUCGCUGGGGGAGAUGUCGCUCUGCACGUACGGACUCAUCAACACGUACCUCACGAAUGGCUCCCUACCAGAAAACAAUGACACAGUAUGCGAAAUCGACGCCAGCGUCGUCCUUUUCCCCAACUCGACCGUGACGCAGGCCGACAUAGCAACGUUACAGAGCAUGAUCGCUGCUGUGGAUGUCUAG
This is a messenger RNA of Schizophyllum commune H4-8, 1716 nucleotides long. RefSeq lists its product as uncharacterized. The transcript has 9 exons. NCBI's taxonomy places the organism in Eukaryota, Fungi, Basidiomycota, Agaricomycetes, Agaricales, Schizophyllaceae. The record is from RefSeq and is a predicted model, not a curated record. The coding region runs from base 1 to 1716 and encodes 571 amino acids.